This is a messenger RNA of Penicillium macrosclerotiorum, 669 nucleotides long. RefSeq names its product DUF899 domain-containing protein. The record is from RefSeq and is a predicted model, not a curated record. The transcript is spliced from 2 exons. Bases 1 to 669 code for a protein of 222 amino acids. Lineage: Eukaryota; Fungi; Ascomycota; Eurotiomycetes; Eurotiales; Aspergillaceae.
AUGAUGGAUGUUCCAAACAAGAAGGUCGUCACGGUGGAGGAGUAUCAGCAGGCACGAGCAGAUCUUCUCGAGAAAGAGAAAGCAGCGACGCGUCUACUCCAAGAACUCGCUGCAACGCGCCGACAGCUGCCUAUGGUCCAGGUCCCCUCUCCCACACGCUUCAAAUUCGACACCCCGGAGGGAGAAAGGUCCCUCAGUGACCUCUUCGGUGAUCGAAAGCAACUCAUCCUAUACCACUUCAUGCUGGCUCCACACGAAGCUCAAGGAUGUGUUGGGUGCUCCUUUUGCAUGGACCAUAUCCCUGACCUCCGACACCUGCAGAGUCGGAAUACGUCUUUUGCUGCAGUUGCAACUGCACCCCUGAGUGAGAUUACUGCAUAUGCCAAUCGCAUGGAGUGGAAGUUCCCCUUCUACAGUUCGGCAAAGACGCAUGAAACCUGGGCAGAAGCUGAAAAGGGCGGGGAAACUAUUUCGUGGAAACCAGGAAAUGGCUAUUUUGGACUUUGCUCUUUUUUGAAAGAAGGGGAUGAGGUGUUUCACACUUAUGAUACUACAGAUCGAGGUUUGGAGAUUAUUCUGUCCACAUAUCAUUUGCUGGACAUGACUCCAAUGGGGAGACAGGAGGUGGGCAAUGGAAUGAAUAAUUUCCGGCGCCAUUUCGAAUACUGA